AUGAACAAAUUAUCAAAUAUCCCAUCAAACAUUGAUGCAAGACUGGCAUCGUUGAAACCACCAAAAACAAGAACAGUGUCUACUCCGAUAGAAGAACAAUCUGCUAUACUGGAAAGAGAAGAAACCUUGGACCCUUUAGUGGCUAGAACAACUGAAGAAGUGAUUUAUGCUGGUUAUGAUAAUGACAAUACUUUGCACAGAUGGAAACAUGUACGAGCUUUGGGGAAGGGAACCUUCAGUAAUGUCGUAUUGGGUGAAGCAGUUGAUCAGUCAAACCCUUAUCCAUUCAUUGCUGUGAAAAUUGUUGAAUUACCAAUGACAAAAGAUACAAGAUCAAGAGUUGAAAGCUCUUUGAAAAGAGAAUUGGAAAUACUCAAGUUUUUGAAACAUCCUUCAAUCAUUAGCCUAUUGGCACUGCUUAUUACAGAAAAGAGAUAUUUCAUGUUUACUCCAUUCUGUGAAGGUGGUGAUUUAUUCGAAUUGGCAUCAAAGCAUAGAGCAAAAUUAACUCCACGCAUUAUUAGAAAGAUGUUUGCAGAGGUUGCAAUCGCAAUCUCUUAUUUACAUGCAAAUAAUAUUGUUCAUAGAGAUAUAAAACUGGAAAACAUAUUGGUGAACCAUAAGUUAGAGGAUCUCUUAAUAUUGGACACCUCAACUGAAAAUUUGAUCACAGUCACUGAUUUUGGUCUUUCAAGAAAGAUUGAUCCAUCUGAUCCACUAUUAACAACACGUUGUGGCUCUGAAGAUUAUGUUCCUCCAGAGUUGUUGAUUGGUAUGCCUUAUGAUGGGAGACAAACUGAUAGUUGGGCAAUGGGUGUUUUGUUAUAUGCAAUAAUGGAAGGAAGACUACCGUUUGAUCCACCGCCAAACAAGUCAAUCAGAGGAAGAUCUAGAGUUGCCCAUAGAAUCGCAAGAAUCGAAUGGUCAUGGAAUGAAUUUUCUGAUGAAAAUAAAGGAAUAACUUGGAAAGAAGAGGAUUGGAACGGUGCAAAGUUUAUUGUGGAGAACUUGUUAAUAAGAAGAGAAAAGAGAAUGACAGCUGCUGAGGUCUGUGCGCACCCAUGGGUGGCAGGCUGUCUUUAA
This is a messenger RNA of Hansenula anomala, 1083 nucleotides long. RefSeq names its product serine/threonine protein kinase PRR1 (gene PRR1). Gene Ontology annotation, biological process: intracellular signal transduction; protein phosphorylation. Gene Ontology annotation, cellular component: cytoplasm. The record is from RefSeq and is a predicted model, not a curated record. The coding region runs from base 1 to 1083 and encodes 360 amino acids. Lineage: Eukaryota; Fungi; Ascomycota; Saccharomycetes; Phaffomycetales; Wickerhamomycetaceae. Gene Ontology annotation, molecular function: protein serine/threonine kinase activity; ATP binding. The transcript has a single exon.